Molecule: messenger RNA, 2128 nt
Organism: Engraulis encrasicolus (European anchovy)
Lineage: Eukaryota; Metazoa; Chordata; Actinopteri; Clupeiformes; Engraulidae
Gene: adoa
Product: 2-aminoethanethiol (cysteamine) dioxygenase a
Exons: 1
Coding region: 857-1618 (253 amino acids)
Cellular component (GO): mitochondrion
Molecular function (GO): oxidoreductase activity, acting on single donors with incorporation of molecular oxygen, incorporation of two atoms of oxygen
Source: RefSeq, a predicted model, not a curated record
AUUCAUAGCAUAGGCCUACAGCAUGGCAUACUGCAACAAUUCAAGCACAGUGAAGUUUGAAUGGCCAGAAGGUCUUGGGAGGUCACUGUUCACUUGUAGCCCAACUCAGCAACUCUCUGCUAUAUAAAACUAUUAUCUCGAUGUGCUUUUCUCAAGUAUGCCUAUGCUAUUGUUUACACUGGAAACUGUAGGAAACAAACGUUUACAAAAGUAUUACGACCACGAGUUCACAUGACGUUGUAGCUUUUUGGAGGGGGGGGAAUGACGAGAAGUUAAGGGUUAAUAAGGCCAGAGUGUGGGGGAAGGGAAAGUUCAAUGGCCUGCUUGCUCUUCUCCAGCUCGCGCUUCAGAAAUGAGUGGGCGUAUGGGUAAUGAAGUACAAGCUUACUGGAGUCGAUGGUUUUUAUUUCGUUAUAUAGCUCAUAUAUAUUUGUGGUAUAAACAUCACGUCUUAAAUGUUCAAACGUAUGUUUAAAAUUGAUCUAAACAAAACCCAUUAGUGAAAUACCACUAAACAUUACCACUUCGUGUUACAAAAGAACUUCAAGUUCCAACAUUCUACAGAUAAUGUACGCAGGCGCCGUAACUGCGGACGUGUGAACCAGCUAGCCAUGAAUGGGGUGAGGGGGGAGACGGGUAGCUAUGUGGAUCAUAACUGGAGGUUAAAUCUUUGAUUAUACAGCCAUGGAUUACUUCAGAAUUUGAUUUUAUAAGCCCGUUUCGUUUGCUUUUUGGUUGGUGCCUUCGGGUAUUGGAUAACGCUGGUGGAUAUUGGGCCACCUUUGAGUCACUAUUCUCACCGUGAGAGUUAGCGCCUGAAGAAAACAAGCACCGACUCCCAACAACCAGCUGCAAAAUGCCACGGGACAUCAAACCGUCUUUAAUCCAGAAAAUCGCCACUCAAGCCUACGCCACCUUCAAAAACUUCGGGGCGGGCGCCAUAGCGGACAACAAGGUCUUUUUGGAUAACCAAACCAAGCUGGCAACGCUAGUCACGGAUAUCAGGGCUGCGGACCUAAAGAUAGUGCCUCCGAAAAGCAAAGCCUCCAAACCAAGCCUCCAUAACCCCCCUGUCACUUACAUGCACAUAUGCGAAACUGACGCCUUCAGCAUGGGGGUGUUUCUGCUCAAAGGGGGGGCAUCAAUUCCUCUCCACGACCACCCAGGUAUGAACGGAGUUUUGAAAGUUCUUUAUGGCAAGGUCAACAUACAGUGCUUCGACAAGUUUGAUAAACCAAGCGAUGCGGAGAGCAUUCCCCUCUUCGACCCGCCACUGCUGCCCUUCCAGAGAGAUUCAGUGAUGCGAUCCGUGGUGAGGUCGACAGGUGAAUACACGGAGGACAGUGGUCCCUGCGUCUUGAGCCCCGAUAAGGAUAACCUUCACCAGAUAGACGCCGUGGAAGGACCCGCUGCGUUCCUCGACAUCUUGGCACCACCUUACGACCCCGACGACGGGAGAGACUGUCACUAUUUCAAAGUUUUACAGUCCGUGUCAAAUGCGGUGGACAGAACUGCAGACCAAACCGUGGAAGGGGAAACAUGGCUCAUGGAAGUUCCUCAACCGCAGGAGUUCUGGUGCGGGGGCGAGCCUUACCCCGGCCCUGAAGUGUCUGUCUAAAUGAAACUUGCCCACGCCGUGGACACCUGCGCGUGUUGGGCACCGUGACACGCUAUGGCACUUAAACAAAAUCUAAGCUUGCUGGGGAGAACCAAGAAUGAAUACCUUAACAGCUUAUACUGCUUUUAAAUAUCAAAGUCGAGAGGGAAUUAUCUCAAAAACACCUAUCUGCUGGGUCCAGCAUCUGUUGCAUUUCGACCAUCAUUAGUGUCUAAAAUGAACAUUACUUUUCUCACUUGCAUGCUGUCAAGAUGGCCCGAUGUUGAUGAGCAGAGUUCUUAAAUCUGUCAGCCUGUGAUGAUGAUUAACUUGUCCUUAACUCCAGUGUAAAUAUUGAAUGUAAACAUGCUUUAAAGGCAUUAAUCCUGGUCCAAGUGCACACUUCACGUAUAUCCCUUAACUUCUAGUUGAUAAUUUAUUUUGAAAUGGGAAAAAAUAUGUAUAGGCUUACAUCAGCACUUAUUUUUGCGCCGUGUUUAUAUGAACAUUAUGGCUUUGAUCACAAUUAAA